Dipodomys spectabilis (banner-tailed kangaroo rat) is the source of this 1971-nucleotide messenger RNA. RefSeq names its product cytochrome P450 1A2-like. Bases 22 to 1626 code for a protein of 534 amino acids. The transcript is spliced from 7 exons. Gene Ontology annotation, biological process: progesterone metabolic process; hormone biosynthetic process. NCBI's taxonomy places the organism in Eukaryota, Metazoa, Chordata, Mammalia, Rodentia, Heteromyidae. Gene Ontology annotation, molecular function: iron ion binding; heme binding; oxidoreductase activity, acting on paired donors, with incorporation or reduction of molecular oxygen, reduced flavin or flavoprotein as one donor, and incorporation of one atom of oxygen. The record is from RefSeq and is a predicted model, not a curated record.
AGGCUUGGGGAGUGAGGUGGGAUGCUGAUUUCUCAUUCCUUGUCAGCAUCUCUAGCUUUAGUUGAGCAGUUUCAACUAGCACCAAUGGCGCAGGUGCUGGGCAUCUCCUUCACAGCCACUGAGCUGUUGCUGGUGACCGCCAUCUUCAGCCUGGUCUUCUGGGCCAUCAGAUCCUCCACAUCUCGGGUGCCCAAAGGCCUGAAGAGUCCGCCAGGGCCCUGGGGGUGGCCAGUGCUGGGGCACAUUUUCACCCUGGGGAAGAACCCCCACCUGGCGCUGACCAGGCUGAGCCAGCAGUACGGGGACGUCCUGCAGAUCCGCCUCGGGUCCACCCCCGUGGUGGUGCUGAGCGGCCUGGACACCAUCCGCCAGGCCCUGGUGAAGCAAGGUGAUGAUUUCAAAGGCCGGCCUGACCUGUACAGCUCCUCUCUAGUGACCAAUGGCCAGAGCUUGUCCUUUAACCCUGACUCUGGGCCCGUGUGGGCUGCCCGCCGGCGCCUGGCCCAAGAUGCCCUGAAGAGCUUUUCCAUAGCCUUGGACCCGGCCUCGACAUCUUGCUAUCUGGAGGAGCACGCGAGCAGACAGGCCAAGAACCUCGCAGACACUUUCCAGAAGCUCACAGCAGAGUCCGGGUGCUUCGAUCCCUAUGAGCAUCUGGUGCUGUCGGUGGCCCAGGUCAUCGGUGGCAUGUGCUUCGGGGGGAACUUUCCCCAGAACAGCGAGAUGGUCACUGUGGUGACCACCAGCCAGGACUUCCAGGAGGGAGCCUCUUCUGGGAAUGCGGUGGAUUUCUUCCCCAUCCUCCGCUACCUGCCCAACCCCUCCCUGAAGAGGUUUAAAGACUUCAACCAGAAGUUCAUCACGUUUCUGGAGAAAACAGUCCAAGAGCAUUACCAGGACUUUGACAAGAACAACGUGCGGGACAUCACGAGCGCACUGUUCAUGCACGCGGAGAAGGAGUCCACGGCCAAGGGGGUCCCGAUCCCCCGGGAGAAGAUCAUCAACAUCAUCAACGACAUCUUUGGAGCCGGGUUUGACACCAUCACCACGGCCAUUUCCUGGGCCCUCAUGUACCUGGUGACCAGGCCUGACGUCCAGAGGAAGAUCCACAAGGAGCUGGACGCAGUGGUCGGCAGGGAGCGGCGUCCCCGGCUCUCUGACCGACCUCAGCUGCCCUACCUGGAGGCCUUCAUCCUGGAGACGUUCAGACACAGCUCCUUCGCCCCCUUCACCAUUCCCCACAGCACAACGAAGGACACCACGCUGAACGGAUUCUACAUUCCCAAAGAGCGGUGCGUCUUCAUCAACCAGUGGCAGGUCAACCAUGACCCGAAGACAUGGGGGGACCCCUUUGAGUUCCGCCCAGAGCGCUUCCUCACCGAUGGGGAGACCACCUUGAACAAGCCCCUGAGCGAGAAGGUCUUGCUGUUUGGCCUGGGCAAGCGCCGGUGCAUUGGGGAGAUUCCUGCCAAAUGGGAGGUGUUCCUCUUCCUGUCCACGCUCCUGCACCAGCUGGAGUUCAGCCUGACGCCCGGCGUGGAGCCCGACCUCACCCCUAUCUAUGGGCUCACCAUGAACUAUGCCCGCUGCCCGCAUUUCCGAGCGCAUCCCCGCUCGGACAAAUAAACAAGGCCCUGCGGUGCCAGGGAAAAGGGGGCACCUGUGGGGCUUGGGUUUGAUUGCUUUGCACUUGUUGAUUUUAUGGAGAUAUAAUGCUUUUCCCAUAGGUCACAUCGCCUGUAGGAUACUCACAGAGUGAUGUAACCAUCUCCCUGUACGCCCAGCACCCCCAGGAUCAUUUGCAUGUCACGACUGUCCCCACUGAUCUGCCAUCCCCGCCCCCCACCCCCAGCUAUGAAUCUACUUCCUGUCUCUAUUGCCAAGCUUUUGAAGCAGGGAAGAAAUGAUCUAGACCAAACCCAGACGCCUCAAUAAACAACAAGCAGACACUGCCGUGUUUGUCAAUCUACA